This is a messenger RNA of Bursaphelenchus xylophilus (pine wood nematode), 1112 nucleotides long. The record is from the annotation of a GenBank genome assembly. Lineage: Eukaryota; Metazoa; Nematoda; Chromadorea; Rhabditida; Aphelenchoididae.
AUGAGGGUUUUCUGGAUUUUCUUAACGAUUGGAAUGACAGCGGGAGAUGAUCGAUCCCUUCCACGCCGUCAGGGAUUUGCAGCGAACAAUGAGGUUGUGAUUAAAGGCCACUCAACGUAUCAUUUACCAUGCAAUGUGGAAGUCACAUUCCUGUACUAUAACAGUUUUGACCAAUCUACGAGGAAAGGCGUAAAAAUAACGGUCAGACGGGAGAAACCUAACUUGAACACUGUCUUGAUGUCACCUUGUAAUCUUUUAAAUUUUAGAAUUAACUGUUUUCAAAAACAUUGAUCCCUUCGAUUUCAGUUAAUAUGCCGAAAGAGUAUGUUGAGAAGAGCGUUCCGACAAAUUAUUCGAUUUUACCGAACACUGAUUUUGAUCUGCGGAUUAUGUUUUCUGGAGAGAAAAAAAUCGACGUCAUUCUGGUUAACGUCACUGGCGCUGGCGAACGAAGAAAUCUUGCUUCGUUCGACCUCAAUUAUUCUUUCCUUAAUAUGUGGACUAUCUCUGGAGAUAUUGCAAGAUUGGAGGAUGUCGUCAUUACGGAGAAGUAUCAGAUGCCUUACACCAACACCCUUCAUUGGGGUAUUGGUAAGUUGGGUUGACUGGGAGUUUUCUCGCAAAAGAAGACACACAAUAUUGUAUCAACUUUCAAAGAUUUCAGCCUGUUUAGGGUUACACUACCGCUUAGAAUUUUUUUGAGACGCGCGGUGCUAAGCUCGCACAUGAACUCACCGUUUUCAGGAAAGUCAUUGAAAAUCGUAGGCCAACUGAGCAACGAAACGAUGGUCUUCAACAUUCUCAAUGACAAGGACCAUAUCCCACUGACAGUGCGCCUCAAUCCCAAGUUUAAACGUAUCGGCAUUACUAAUUUCGCCAAUGGCUCUUGGCGUCCCGAACACGCCUGCGGGCUGAAGACCAUCGUUGGCAAUCAUCCGUUUGAGCUGAAGAUCAAGUGGUACAACGAAAAACAGUUGGGACUUGGCGUCAACGGCCUGGACUGUGCGUUCAAAUUUAACCAUCUGGUAAAUAACCCAGCUGCCGAAUACAAGAAAAUUAAUAUCCGCAGCACUGGUGGCUAUAUCACUAACAUUUCGGCCGAAAAUAUUUAA